Messenger RNA from Rhodamnia argentea, 1765 nucleotides. RefSeq names its product THO complex subunit 4D-like. Gene Ontology annotation, molecular function: mRNA binding. Lineage: Eukaryota; Viridiplantae; Streptophyta; Magnoliopsida; Myrtales; Myrtaceae. The coding region runs from base 766 to 1503 and encodes 245 amino acids. Gene Ontology annotation, cellular component: nucleus. The record is from RefSeq and is a predicted model, not a curated record. The transcript is spliced from 6 exons. Gene Ontology annotation, biological process: mRNA export from nucleus.
ACAGAACUAGAGGACGAGGUAGAGCUCGUCGUGGCCGUGGAGCUGGGCCAGCUGGCAGGUCAUUUAUUGGUGGAAGAAUGAUAGCUGCAGGUCGGAGUGGUCCUCUCGGCAUCAAUGCUCGGCCUUCUUCUUUCACCAUUGCCAAGGCAAGCUUGGAUCUGUGGAUGUUUAACUGAGAUUCUGAUAGGCUCAUAUAAUUUCAAAUAUAAGAGGAUCUACUCGUGCUAUAGAAAAUGAAUAAUGAGAUCUCUUGUUUUGCAAUAGAAAUGAAACUCAGGAGGAUCCCUGAAUGUAUUAUACGUGGAGCAGCCAAAUUUGGUAGACCAUUAAUGUGCUCUUCCGACCUGUUGCUUUCGACUAGUGUGUUAUUGAUGACACUAGUAGUGGGAUAUUGAGGUUUAUGUUUUGCGGAAUGUGCGGCGAAACUCUUGCAGAAGUCUUGGUUCCACACUACAUAGCGCUUUCACCAACUUUUCUAAGGGAGCUUUAUCAUGUAUUCUUGGAAUGGAGCUCUACUUAGUAGGGAUGGCAUCACUUAUCUGGCGGCCCAAGUUGUCAAUACAAAUAUAUAGACCAAUUUUUGUGUAGAAUUGAUUUACUCUUUGAUGAACGGUUGUUUAAAGGGGGAGUUAUGGAUUUUCUCGCUAUGUGUGCAACAUCUCGGUGCAAGAUUCGGUUUUCUUCCAGUUUAUGGGCUUAUGCGAAGGAGGUUCCUUCCCUUAACUUCAGAAAUGGAGCACCUGUGGCAUAGUGCCAAUCCAUAUCAUGUGGUCCACUUCCAUCAUGCCCUACAUCAAUCUGUUGGCUUCAUUUGCCACUUUUGAUUGCUGGUUGUUUAAGCAUUGUCUAAUGGUUUCUCCUCCACUAAGAUCUACACGCCGGACGAGGAAUUUCCCAUGGCAGACUGCUUUGUUUGAAGAUAGCAUUAGAGCUGCUGGUAUACAAGGAGUAGAGAUUGGAACAAAAUUAUAUGUUUCCAACUUGGACUAUGGAGUUACAAAUGAGGAUAUAAGGGAACUGUUCUCUGAAAUUGGAGAUGUGAAGCGAUAUGCAGUGCACUAUGAUAAAAAUGGUCGCCCCAGUGGGUCAGCUGAGGUAGUUUACACCAGAAGAAGUGAUGCAUUUGCAGCUCUUAAGCGGUACAACAAUGUUCUUCUAGAUGGGAAACCUAUGAAGAUUGAAAUUGUGGGUGCUAAUGCUGACAUUCCUGUUUCUGCUCGUGUUAAUGUUACUGGAGUUAAUGGGAGGAGGAAGAGAACAGUUGUUAUGAGGCCAGUGAUGGGUGGUGCUAGAGGUCCUCCUCCUGUAAAUCGAGGGACUGGCAGAGGCCGUCGCGGAGGUUUUGGGAACAUUCGCGGCCGUGGCCGUGGCCGUGGCCGAGGCCGUGGCCGUGGUCGUGGCCGUGGAAAUGGAAAUGGAAACAGACCACCUGUUGAGAAAUCUGCUGAUCAGCUUGACAAAGAGUUGGACAAUUAUCAUUCAGAAGCCAUGAACACUUCUUGAGCUGAGCUUCUUGGCAAACUGAUGCAUCAGAGCUGUAGUUACCGUUUUUCAGUUUUAGUUGUAAAAUGUAGUCUCUAGUUUUCUGGAAGGAACAGUAGUCGUGAAUGUGUUCAGGCUGGAUUUACGUGGUGUGCUUGAAAUCAGUCUUUGUUCAUAUGUAAGAUUGGAUUUGUGAUUUGGAUCUUUUGAAAUUUAGUCUUUGGUUGCAAUCAUUUGGCAUGUUCUCACAAUGUGCUUGUUAUCUAAAUGUCGGAUGUCGGGA